AUGUCAUGUCGUGAGAAAGUGGAGCAGCAGACGAGCCCAAGAGGACUCGCCGAUAAGAUACGUGCUGGCGACGAGAUAGUGGCGGUGAACGGUAUUUCCGUGAAAGGAGAACGGAAGUCAGCUGUCGCUCAGCUGAUUCAAUGCAGUACGAAUCCUGUCAAGAUGACCAUCAAUAAGUUGGAAACGGACCCCUCAAAAGGAAAAACAUUGGACAUUGUGAUGAAGAAAAUCAAACACAAGAUGGUCGAGUUUAUGGACACGGAUUCAGCGGAUGCGCUAGGACUCUCGAGAGCAAUUCUCUGUAAUGACCCACUGCUGAAGAAAAUGAAGGUGUGUUAG
Messenger RNA from Cooperia oncophora, 339 nucleotides. The record is from the annotation of a GenBank genome assembly. NCBI's taxonomy places the organism in Eukaryota, Metazoa, Nematoda, Chromadorea, Rhabditida, Trichostrongylidae.